UGUAACUUGUAUGUUACAAAAGCCAGUUGGCUAGCUACAAACCAGAUGUACAGCACGUAACUCAUCUGGCCAAUAAGCAAAACGUUUUUUAAUUUUAUUCUUUGGAAAUGGUAAAUGCACGGAAUUGGUUAUUUAUACCGAACUAUCUCCAAGUAAAACAGGUGCAGCGCAAAAUGGAGGAGAUAAGAGUAUCUCCAGACUACAACUGGUUCAGAAGCACCGUUCCACUCAAACGAAUUAUUGUGGAUGAUGACGACAGUAAGGUUUGGUCACUGUAUGAUGCUGGCCCCAAAAGCAUCAGAUGUCCCAUCAUCUUGCUCCCCCCGGUCAGCGGGACAGCUGAGGUGUUCUUCCAGCAGAUCUUAGCCCUCACAGGCUGGGGGUACAGGGUGAUAUCGCUGCAGUACCCUGUGUACUGGGAUCUGCUGGAGUUUUGUGAUGGAUUCAGAAAGUUGCUAGAUUACUUACAGCUGGACAAGGUGCAUCUGUUUGGGGCCUCUUUAGGAGGCUUCCUGGCACAGAAGUUUGCUGAGUGCACACACAAAUCCCCCAGAGUGCACUCUCUUAUCCUCUGCAACUCCUUUAGUGACACAUCCAUCUUUCACCAGACUUUGACGGCAAACAGUUUCUGGUUGAUGCCUGCCUUCAUGCUGAAGAAGAUCGUUCUCGGUAACUUUGCCAGAGGGCCGGUGGACUCAAAGAUGGUGGAAGCCAUCGACUUUAUGGUGGAUCGGCUGGAGAGUUUGAGCCAGAGCGAACUGGCCUCUCGGCUGACACUCAACUGCCAGAACUCUUAUGUGGAACCGCACAAAAUAAAGGAUGUGGCGGUCACCAUCAUCGAUGUGUUUGAUCAGAGUGCCCUUUCGCAUGAAGUGAAAGAGGAGAUGUACAAGCUGUACCCUGAUGCAAAGAGAGCUCACCUAAAAACUGGGGGGAACUUCCCCUACCUGUGCAGGAGUGCAGAAGUCAAUCUGUACAUCCAGAUUCACUUGCGCCAGUUCCACGGCACGCGGUAUGCAGCCAUAGACCCUGCCAUGGUCAGUGCAGAGGAGCUGGAUGUACAGAGAACACGGUGCGGUGGUGACAGUGACCCAGAGGAGGAACCGCAGGACUCAGCCACCGCUUCCCGCCAGCACUGACCGUGACAAAGGGCACCCCCAAAAACCAGCAUGGACCCAAAACCCACCAGUCUGCCUUUCAUACAGGUCUCAACCAGCCUCAGUGUUUUUCUUACGAAUCGAUAUGAGUUAAGUACAAGAAAAAAUAAAAUUAGCCUAUUUUUCUUUGGAGAAAAUAUUUUUAGAAAAAAGGUUUCUGUAAAUAUAAUAAUUGCUUGUAUGGAUUUGUUAUAUUGCCUCUUGUAAAUUUUCUUCUUUUAUGAUCGUGUUAAAAUUGUUUUUUCUUCAUCUUCCAUUCUACAUUGAUUUCUUGUGUGUGUUUUCUAACAUUACAUCAACACUGCCAAACAUUUCCUCCUUGUUGCUCAGUAUUAAAUUUGCCACAAUGCACUGAUCAA
Anguilla rostrata (American eel) is the source of this 1516-nucleotide messenger RNA. Its product is annotated as maspardin-like. The coding region runs from base 108 to 1139 and encodes 343 amino acids. The transcript has 9 exons. Gene Ontology annotation, cellular component: cytosol; trans-Golgi network transport vesicle. Gene Ontology annotation, molecular function: CD4 receptor binding. The record is from RefSeq and is a predicted model, not a curated record. Lineage: Eukaryota; Metazoa; Chordata; Actinopteri; Anguilliformes; Anguillidae.